Coccidioides posadasii C735 delta SOWgp is the source of this 1027-nucleotide messenger RNA. RefSeq lists its product as uncharacterized. Gene Ontology annotation, molecular function: protein-folding chaperone binding; Hsp90 protein binding. The record is from RefSeq and is a predicted model, not a curated record. Gene Ontology annotation, cellular component: cytosol; nucleus. Gene Ontology annotation, biological process: protein folding; chaperone-mediated protein complex assembly. NCBI's taxonomy places the organism in Eukaryota, Fungi, Ascomycota, Eurotiomycetes, Onygenales, Onygenaceae.
AACACCGACGCCUGUGCUUCGUAGUUCAUCUUUGAUCUCGUUCCUUAUCUUACCUUUUCUCAACCUGCAGCUUAUCUUCGGCCGUCAUAGCAACAUCGCAAUGGCUAGCACUCAAGUUCCAGAAGUUCUCUGGGCCCAGCGCUCCUCCGAAACUGAACCUGCUAAGAACAUCAUCUAUCUCUCGCUUGCCGUUCCCGAUGUGCCUGAAUCUUCAGCCAAGCUCGACGUCACUCCCACGACUGUAUCCUUUAGCGGACAUUCGUCGACAAAGAACAUAGAUUACAAGGUCGAUUUGGAAUUGUAUGCCGAGAUUGACGUCGCAAACUCAAAGCGGCAUCAUUCAGCUCGUGGAGUCGAUUUGGUGCUUCGAAAGAAGGAGGUGAAGCAAGAAUUCUGGCCACGCCUGCUAAAAGAAAGCAAGAAAGUGCACUUCGUUAAAACCGAUUUCGACAAGUGGGUCGAUGAAGACGAGCAAGAGGAAGCCAAGGAAGACGACUUUUCAAAUAUGACAGGCGGGCUCGGUGGCAUCGACUUCUCCAAACUGGGCGGCGGCGACCUCUCUGAGCUAGAAGGAGAUGUUGCCGAAGAGGCGCAAUCCGAUGACGACGACGAGAUGCCUGCAUUGGAAGACGACGCUCCAGAAUCCUCCAAACCAAAGAUUGAGGAGGUAUCCUAAGUCAUUUAUUCCUUGCGACGCUGUGUUCGAAAGUGAGAUCAAAACGGCCGAACCUUUUUGCUACAAUCCGUUCUGUUCCGCAUGGCGGCAUAAAGCGGUAGAGGAUAUAAAACGAAGGCAUGACUCAACGACAACGGCUAUUGUUGAUUUGACAUACAUUACGCCUAUGGUGCUUAGUCCGAACGCAGCAGAUGGCCCUCCAAAGUCCUUUCCAUGGGAACAAUCAAAACACUUCCAUGCGAUAAGAAAUUUUACUUCUAAUAUGUCUCUUUGUGUUUGUGGUGAUAGCAGGGCGUCUUAAAGAAAAUAUGUGCUUUAUCUUCUUGCAUCAAUCAACCAUUUUCCCAAGCC